This is a messenger RNA of Mirounga angustirostris (Northern elephant seal), 3512 nucleotides long. It is a transcript of the gene KIF11, whose product is annotated as kinesin family member 11. The record is from RefSeq and is a predicted model, not a curated record. Gene Ontology annotation, cellular component: mitotic spindle; nucleus; spindle microtubule. Gene Ontology annotation, biological process: mitotic spindle assembly; spindle elongation; microtubule-based movement. The transcript has 22 exons. Gene Ontology annotation, molecular function: plus-end-directed microtubule motor activity; microtubule binding; ATP binding. Lineage: Eukaryota; Metazoa; Chordata; Mammalia; Carnivora; Phocidae. The coding region runs from base 277 to 3447 and encodes 1056 amino acids.
UUUCAAAUUGAGGCGCCGAGUCGUUGCUGUUUCCGAGGCUUCGGGCGGAGACGAUAUUGGUGGUUCUGAGGCUCCCGCUAGUGCGGGACAGGCGCCUCGGUCAGUCAGAGCCCCUGGUGGAGAGCGGAGACGUCGAGCUGCUCGCGUGGCUUUCCGCGGCCACGUCAGUACGCGGCGGGGGAGGUGGGCACCCAGGCCGCGCCGACCGCAGGGCCCCUCCGCGCCCCACAGCUCCCGAGUCCACAGCCAGGCCUUGACCUUCGCGCGGGGAUCGUCAUGGCGUCCCAGCCGAAUUCCUCCGCGAAGAAGAAAGAGGAGAAGGGAAAGAACAUCCAGGUGGUGGUGAGAUGCAGACCAUUUAAUUUGGCAGAACGGAAAGCUAAUGCCCAUUCUGUAGUAGAAUGUGAUCAUGUACGAAAAGAAGUUAGUGUACGAACUGGAGGAUUGGCUGACAAGAGCUCAAGGAAAACAUAUACUUUUGAUAUGGUUUUUGGAGCUUCUACUAAACAAAUUGAUGUUUACCGAAGUGUUGUUUGUCCAAUUCUGGAUGAAGUUAUUAUGGGUUAUAAUUGCACUAUUUUUGCAUAUGGCCAAACUGGCACUGGAAAAACCUUUACAAUGGAAGGUGAGAGGUCACCUAAUGAAGAGUACACUUGGGAGGAGGAUCCCUUGGCUGGUAUAAUUCCACGUACUCUUCAUCAAAUUUUUGAGAAACUUACUGAUAAUGGUACUGAAUUUUCAGUCAAAGUGUCUCUGUUGGAAAUCUAUAAUGAAGAACUUUUUGAUCUCCUUAAUCCAUCUUCUGAUGUUUCUGAGAGACUGCAGAUGUUUGAUGAUCCCCGUAACAAGAGGGGAGUGAUAAUCAAAGGUUUAGAAGAAAUUACAGUACACAACAAGGAUGAAGUCUAUCAGAUUUUGGAGAAGGGAGCAGCAAAACGGACAACUGCAGCAACUCUGAUGAAUGCAUACUCCAGUCGUUCCCACUCAGUUUUCUCUGUUACAAUACAUAUGAAAGAAACUACAAUUGAUGGAGAGGAGCUUGUUAAAAUUGGAAAGUUGAACUUGGUUGAUCUUGCGGGAAGUGAGAACAUUGGCCGUUCUGGAGCAGUUGACAAGAGAGCCCGGGAAGCUGGAAAUAUCAAUCAAUCCCUUUUGACUUUGGGAAGGGUUAUUACUGCUCUUGUAGAAAGAACACCUCAUGUUCCUUAUCGAGAAUCUAAACUAACUAGAAUCCUCCAGGAUUCUCUUGGGGGACGUACAAGAACAUCUAUAAUUGCAACAAUUUCUCCUGCAUCUCUCAAUCUUGAGGAAACUCUGAGUACAUUGGAAUAUGCUCAUAGAGCAAAGAACAUACUAAAUAAGCCUGAAGUUAACCAGAAACUCACCAAAAGAGCUCUUAUUAAGGAAUAUACAGAAGAGAUAGAGCGUCUGAAACGAGAUCUUGCUGCAGCCCGUGAGAAAAAUGGGGUGUACAUUUCUGAAGAAAAUUUUAGAGCCAUGAGUGGAAAACUAACUGUUCAAGAAGAACAGAUUGUAGAAUUGAUUGAAAAAAUUGGUGCCAUUGAGGAGGAGCUAAAUAGGGUUACAGAGUUAUUUAUGGACAAUAAAAAUGAACUUGACCAGUGUAAGUCUGACCUGCAAAAUAAGACACAGGAACUUGAAACCACUCAAAAACAUUUACAAGAAACUAAAUUACAACUUGUUGAAGAAGAGUAUAUUACAUCAGCUUUGGAAAGUACUGAGGAGAAACUUCAUGAUGCUGCCAGCAGGUUGCUUACCACAGUUGAAGAAACUACAAAAGAUGUAUCUGGUCUCCAUUCCAAACUGGAUCGUAGGAAGGCAAUUGAUCAGCACAAUGCAGAAGCUCAGGAUAUUUUUGGCAAAAACCUGAAUAGUCUGUUUAGUAAUAUGGAAGAAUUAAUUAAGGAUAGCAGCUCAAAACAGAAGGCCAUGCUAGAGACUCACAAGACUUUGUUUGGUAACCUGCUGUCUUCCAGUGUCUCUGCAUUAGACACAAUUACUACAACAGCACUUGGAUCUCUCACAUCUGUUCCAGGAAAUGUGUCUAUACGUGUUUCUCAGAUUUCUAAUAGGAUAUUAAAAGAACAAUCAUUAGCAGCAGAAAGUAAAACUGUACUUCAGACGUUGAUUGAUGUACUUAAGACUGACCUUCUAAAUUCACUGGAAACAGUUUUAUCCCCCACGAUGGUGUUUAUACUGAAAAUCAACAGUCAACUAAAGCAUCUUUUCAAGACUUCAUUGACAGUGGCUAGUAAGAUAGAAGAUCAGAAAAACGAAAUGGAUAGCUUUCUCAGUACACUGUGUAAUAAGCUACAUGAACUACAAGAAAAUACAAUUUCUUCCUUGGCUGAAUCACAGAAGCUAUGUGAAAACUUAACUGAAGACCUGAAGACAAUUAAAAAAAUCCAUUCACAGGAACUUUGCCAGUUAAUCAAUCUUUGGGCAGAGAGAUUCUGUGCCUUGGAGGAAAAGUGUGAAAACAUCCAGAAACCACUUAGUAGCAUCCAAGAAAAUACAGAACAGACAUCUAAGGAUAUAAUCAGCAAAACAGCCUCUCAGAGUACACAGUUUUGUGCUGAUUGUGAUGGCUUGUCACAGGAACUCAGACGCUGUAACCAAGAAGGUACAAAAUUGGUUGAAGAGUCUGUGAAACACUGUGAUAAACUCAGUAGCAACCUUGAAGUAGUAUCUCAAGAGACUGAACAGAGAUGCGAGGCCCUGGACGCAAGCACGCUUGCUUUUUCUGAACAGUGGGUAUCUUGCUUAAACAAAAGGGAAGAAGAACUUCAGAACUUAUUGGAGGUUAUAAACCAAGGCUGUAAGGCUGCAAGUUCAGAGAUAACUGAAAAAUUAAAUGGACAUAAGGCAGCUAAUGAGAACCAGCAUAACACUUUUUUUGGUCAGAUAACUACUGACGAAGAAAAGUUAAUGGCACAAAGUCUAGAACUUAACGAAACCAUAAAAAUGGGUUUGACUAAGCUUAAUUGCUUUCUACAACAGGACCUGAAACUGGAUAUUCCAACAGGUACGACACCACAGAGGAAAAAUUACCUCUACCCAUCAACGCUGGUGAGAACCGAACCACGUGAACAGCUCCUUGAUCAGCUGAAAAGGAAGCAGCCUGAACUGUUAAUGAUGCUAGACUGCUCAGAAAACAACAAGGAAGAGAUCAGUCAGGACUUGGAUGAAGAAAAGUCAGUUCUAGGGCACUCUGUUGAAGAACUUCCAGGUCAAGAGCCAUCUAUAGAUGCUAGUGUGGAUUGUUCAUCAAGUGGUGGGAUUCCGUUUUUCCAGCAUAAAAAGUCACAUGGAAAAGACAAAGAAAACAGAGGCAUUAAUUCAGUGGAGAGGUCUAAAGUGGAAGAAACUACAGAGCAUUCUGUUACAAGGAGCAGACUACCUCUACGAGCCCAGAUAAAUCUUUAGUUAACUUGAGGGAUUGGUGAUUCUAUUUUUAAGAAAAAUGAAAAAUAAAACCUGUAACUCCAGAA